Molecule: messenger RNA, 4817 nt
Organism: Corticium candelabrum
Lineage: Eukaryota; Metazoa; Porifera; Homoscleromorpha; Homosclerophorida; Plakinidae
Exons: 28
Coding region: 33-4280 (1415 amino acids)
Source: RefSeq, a predicted model, not a curated record
UUUAGUUACCUACGCAUGCGCUAGUGUAGGGGAUGGCUGAGAAGUCGUCGUAUGCCAGUUCGUCGUCUCUUGAACGUAUGCGACGCCUCUCGAAGUCGGACGACAGACUGAAUCGAUUUGAUUCGGUCCAGAGUGCGUCGCCGCAAUCUGUUCGUCCACCGCAUGCGCAGACGUGUUUGCCGGUGACUCGCGUGCUCGAAGUUCUCCGUCUCGACAACGUGCUGACGAGCGAACAAUGCACGGCCGCCGCCACUCAUUUAGAAUCGAUGCCACCGGAGACUCAAGGUAAUUGGCUCAGGAUUCUUCUUAUGAACAUGGUCAAGUACAAGCAGCUGACCAUUGAUGCUGCCGAGCGGUAUGCUUCACAGUUCGCUUUGGACACGAAUGCAGUCAAACAGCAAACGGAAACGUACAACUUUCCUGUCUACAAGUGGAAUAAACUUACCAGGAAUGCUCAACGGCGAAUUCUUCAAUUCGAUUUUCAAUCCAAGAAGAUGCUGGUUAUGCAUCGUGGGCAGGUUCAUAAGACAUUCUAUUUUACAGAGAUUUUGCGAUAUGAGGGAGACGAGAAUGAGCGAUUUUAUAUCUAUUUUGCCAAUCACCAUGAUUAUGAGUUGGAUGCAGAUUCGUUAGAGGACAAGAAUAAGAUAUUUUCAGUUCUCAACCAGAUUAUACAACAGAAUGGUGUUGGAGAUAAUGACAGUGAUGAUGAAACUGGUGAUAACUUUUCUUCGCAAGUUGAGAUAAAACAAGGACAACUGGAGAAGCGUGGACACAGUGCUGCAUAUUUCACGUGGGCAAAGCGUUGGGUGAAGGUAACUCCUGGCUCUUUAUCAUACUACAAGACGGAUAAUUUUCAUAAUGCACUGAAUAGUAUUCAACUGGGUGCUCGCUUUGCUACCGUUCAGAAAGUUGACCAUAACGGCUUUUCUGUUUCUACGACUACAAAAGAUUUUCAUUUUCGAAUUCCAAACCCAAACAAUGCUCGUCCAAUAGCAUCUGUUGCGGCCGAGCGAGAUCUUUGGAUCGAGGCUAUCUCCACAGCUGCAUCGUCUUUGAGAUUCUCUUCAGUGUUUAUUGGCCAGGAGUCUGGUGUGCCUGAAUCGAAAAAUGUGUCUGCGAUGGUUAGGAUGCUGAAGAGAGAACUGAAGAGUUUAUUACAGUCGCUGCCCGACACCGAAGGAUCUUCGCAUGCUGUUGCUCGAGUUCGAAAACUGCAUCAAAUGGCAAAAGCGAUUCAACAGGAAACGUCUGAGGUCACUCCUGUUGCGAGUGGGGGUAGUACUUCACCAGUAAAGGUGUUUUCGCCUUCACUUGCACUUGAUGAGCCAAAGGACUCGUUGUUUAAGUCCGUCCGGUCAAAGUUCAAACGAUUUGGAACACCGUCGAAGUCAAGUGGUGGUAAACCCGUGUCUAAAAUAUCAGCUCCGAUGCUUGUCACACGUCCAAACGAUCCGGCACAGCCAUCUGUUGUGUCUGCGAAGGCUGCAGCGGUGCCUAGUCCAAUUCUUGUGUUAUCGUCAGCAAAAGACAGCAAAAAGCCUGUAGGCAUACCCAGCAGUCAAUCGGAAAGUUUUAUUGUACAAAGCAGUCAGCCGAAGGAACAUCCAAAAUUGGUGAUGUCGAAAUCGGGACCGGCUCCACAUGUUCCUGCUCCCUACGUGUCGAAGUCAAAAUUGGCAUCAGUAGUAGCGACAUCGGAAGUCGUGCAUACAGAGAAUCAAUCAAGUGAACCCGUCUAUGAUUUACUCAUUCCAAAGGCGACCGAAAUGAAGCCUGAAAGUGAUAAGUUUGUCGGAGAGUAUGCGGAAGUUGGAGCAGAAGCUCAAUUGCAUACAACAAAAUCUCAGCUAGAAAGCAGCAAAAUGAGUGAAUUUCAAUCUAAUGAGUACUCAGUUGUACAAGCAUCUUCACGUAACUCGGACGAGAAGUCACCAUCUGCUCGACCCGUCGUCUACGAAACUGUAGAGCUUCCCACAUCAGCGAGCGGGCAGGAUGAUGUCUCAUCGGCUGUGCCAGUUGGUGUUUAUGAGAUCAUACAGCCUUUUGAAGAUUCGAAGUCUCCUCCAAGUGUACAACAUUUGGCUGCACCGGUGGUACCUCCGUCUUCUCAGGUGGCAGCUGUACCACCUCCGCCUCCACCCCUAGCUGGUGGAUUUCCACCGGGUGUACCUCCACCACCACCAGGAUUAGGAGGUUUGUUUGGAGGUUUAUUUCCAUCUCUUUUACCACCUAAACCGACGAUUACUCCCAACUGUAAAUUGAAGCAGUUCUUUUGGGCAAAGGUGCCGGACAUGAUGGUUUCGAAAGCAUUUUGGCUGGAGGCGAAUGAUGUCACAGACAAAUUGAAUGUCACUGACCUUGAGCAUAUGUUUGCUGCCGACGAGGCGUCGCCAUUGCCGACUGCACCAAAACCUGUUGCCCCGAAGAGCCUGCUGGAUAGUAAACGAGCCCAAAACUUAGGCAUCUUUCUGAGUGGUUUUAAGAUGUCUGUUGAAGAGUUGGAUGGAAAGUUGAAUGUUGUGGAUCCAGACAAAGGUUUGCCACUUGAACACGUCAUUUCACUGAAACGUUUUCAGCCGAGUGAAGAGGAUGUUGAAAUGUACAGAAAUUUUAGUGGCGACAAGAGUGUAUUACACUCUGUGGAUCAAUUUAUGAUGAAGUUAUGCUCUGUAGCUGAUCUCUCCAGAAGACUUGAGUUGAUGUUGACAAUUAGAGAAUUUCCUGAGCAGUUUGAAGAACUAUUACCGUCAAUAUCAACAGCAAUUGCAGCAUGCAAUGAGCUGACUGAAAAUCGGAAUUUUACUGUGGUGUUGGAAUAUGUUCUUGCCAUAGGCAAUUACCUCAAUGGUGGCACAGCACGAGGUGGUGCAUAUGGCUUUCAACUGAAGUCACUGCCAAAGUUGGCUGACACUCGUGGUCGUCGAAGUGCAAAAUAUACAUUACUUCAUUAUCUUGUCGACCUCUUAAAACAACGUGAUCCUUUGGCACUCAAUGUUGUUGACGAAAUGACUAACAUUCCAAAGGCAGUCAACGCAUCUGUUAAAGCAUUGGUAGCUGAAGUCGAUGUAAUGAAGCGAGAUCUGUCACGAAUCAGUCGUAAUGCGGACAACCUACUGAAGAAGAAAGAGCAUCCAUCUCAUACUGACAAAACUUUCAACUCAUCCGUCAAGGCAUUUGUUUUACGGUACGAAAAAGAGACCGAUGUCAUGGAUCGGCAGUGCUCACAGUUGAAGUCACAAUAUUUGUCUGUCUUGGAGAGAUACGGCGAACAACAGAACACAAAUUCAGAAGACAUAUUUAGCAGCGUGCACACAUUUCUCGAUCUCUUGAAGAAAGCGAAGAAAGAUCAAGGUUCAGGAACAGCAAGUGGAUCUGGGAAAUUCGUACCUCAGAAUGCUCCAACUGGUGCAUCGGCUCUGUCAUCAUUUAGUCUUCUUGCUCAAAUAGCGGCCAGUGACAAAGGAGGGAAGGUCUUGGCGAAACCUAAGAAGGAGACUCAGAGUAAUGGAAGAGUCACAAAUCCUGCAAUGACUGCAGCACCGCUUGUCUCACCAACCAUCUCUGUCUCUACCUCUGGCAGUCUUCAUUCACAGCAGUCUCUGUCUCCUCGGUUUACUUCUCCUGUUUCCGAUUCUACGUCGGACACAGAGUUGGUCAACGGUCGUCACCUGUCUGGGAGUCAAUCUGGAUGUUCGUCCGAUGUGGCAGUAGAAGCAGUGUACGACACGCCCAAGAGUUUCUGUUCAUUAGACAAUCCCGUAUCGACUUUCAAACCUGAUUUGACAGAGAGUAUCGGAUCCGGUGUCACAGUGACGUCAGCAGAGGCUUCUAUUCAAAAGUCAACAGCAACCGUAGCUUCAUAUGCACCGAAUGCCUCUCCUCCUCGCAGGUCCACAGACAACGCAACGAAUCACACUCAGCUGCAGUAUCAGUCUUCACCUCGUCUGUCUCGGUCACUGUCCGUACCCACGAGGCAGAGUUUUCAACCCACAAAGGAGGGAUACCUUCAGAAAAUGAGCGGGGGUAAGAAACGAGCGCCUCACUGGGACACGCGCUUUUUCGAGCUGUCAGACACGGGUUAUUUGCAUUACUACAAGAAGCAGGAUGGAAAGUGUAUGGGUUCGAUAUAUCUACGAGGAUGUCCUUUGUCCAUUAGCGAGAUCGAUUCUCGUGUGCUUGUGUUGGAAUCAGAGGGUCGGGUGUGGCAGUUGAAGGCAGACACGCCCGAGUUGUCUCGCGAGUGGCUGCACCUUCUGGAGUUUUAUACGAAAUCGUAACGACUUUCAUGUGUCUUAAUGACGGUAUGUUACAUUGCUCAUAGUUCACAGUACUUGUAGCUGCAACUUAGCAGCCAAUUGUAGUUCUGCUCUAUCAAUGUAUUUCAUUAUUUCUUACAUUUUCACGAGAUUGUUUUACAUUGCAGAGUUGUUGUGCCAUGUUAGGUUUUGCUGGAUCGGGCAGCCGACUUGUCUCUGUACUUUAUUGAUUUUUGCAUUGAUUUAUGGUUAGGUCAAGACUAAAUUAUACUCAAGUUGAUUUAAAUGUGUGACAUACUGCAGUGUUGGGCUAAUGUGUGCAUCACAAUGUGGUGUGCUCUAGUAGUAUUAUGUUAGAACUCUAAGAACCAAAACUGAUGCUGUAUGUUGUAUGGUCAUCGUAUAUUUUGACAUCGUGUGUAGACUGCUGAUAGUAGGUGUACAAGUUUUAAUACUGUACAACAGAGACUUUGAAACUGUGCUACUUUAUGAGCUUCUUGGUGCAUGCAGUUGUUUCUUUUCUUCUGUACUGGUUAUCAGUUAUGUAUGCAUAUACAG